AUGGAAGCCAAGCAUAAUCCAUCGCAUCGUAAGUCUCAUCGCAUCAUCACCCCUCCCGAACGUAAGACCCUCCCAUCUCCUCCAGCCUCUGGCGAACGCGACCAGGCUCCCGGGGCCUCGACCGAAACCUCGUCCUCGUUCUCUUCCUUGUCCGAGACGGCCGAUGAACUGCCUGAAAACCUGCUCACCCUGAAGAAGAAACUUCUGGGAGUUCGAGAGCAUUCGUCUGUGGCGACCGCCAAAUUGAGCAACGAAGACUACGAACGCUGCUACGACAAGAUCCAGGCUACCUUUCGCCGCUUCGACUACCUCUUUCAAAAGGAGCUUAUCAUCAUCCGAAUGCCGUCGCCGAUACAUGAAUUUUUCAUCUGGAAACUUGGAAUCGCCAUUCACGAGAAGCUACGGGACCUUGGUCGCCAGAACAAACAAGUUUCAAGUUUCACCAACAAGAUUGACAACGGCUUGUCUGGCCAUAUCGAGCUACUUGACCAAAAUGGAGAUGAAGUGUUGAAACGAAUGCCUGAUAUUCAGUUCCAGUUUGCCGGCGCCGAAUACCCUGGUGUGGUGGCUGAAGUCGCGCUUACGCAAGACGUGAAGCAAUUGGGCAAAAUUGCCAAGGAAUACAUUCAUUAUUCAUGGGCAGCCAUUCAAGUCGUCAUUUGCGUUGAUCUCAAUACCGACAAGGAAUCUACUAUCUCGGUCUGGAAACCGGCAUAUACUCCCAUCCCCGGCACUGGUGAGAAGGAAUUAUCUUACAAAGAAGUUCCCUUCCGUACUGCCGACGGUAACCCCGUCAACCAGGGCUCCCUAACCCUUCAUCUUCAUGACUUCGUGACCGAGGAGUUUCGCCAAGGGAUAUCCAACCUCUCUUUCUCGAUUCCAUACUCCGAAAUGGCCGAGAUGCUGAACAGCUCCCAGAGGAUUCACGAGGGCCGGAAUGUCGCAGCGAAGCGGAAACGGCCCAUACCUCGAGGGGUCAAAAGACGAUCAGCUUCGUUAGAGUCCGAGCCGGAGGAGAUGAUCGACCAGGAUAAAGCAAGAUACGAUAAUGAGGCGGCGGCAGCAAUGAAGAAGCUGGACACCCAGGACGAGACGUACGAAGAUGUAGAGGGCGAGGAAGAGGAAAGACCCGCCAAGAAGCGUGCUCAGUUGGCACGAGAUUGCGCGACAAAAGCCGUUCACCAUGUCUGUAUUACACUUCCUAACCGAUCUAUCUUGGAUACUCAGCUUGAUGAAGACUAUCUUAAGGACCUGGACCUCAUACGAGAUGCUUGUGUCCACAUAACCACGCUAGAGUUAUCUCUUCCAUUCACCAGUGGCUUCCCCGUCUCCACAACCUCGUUGGAUUUGAUCGACAUGUGGCUUAAGGCUCUUCCGCUGCUGCAAGACGUGAUAGUCAAUGUGAGAUGCGCUGAUGGAUGGUCCAAAUCACCAAAGUCCCCCCCGGUGAAGGAGGUCUGGACCGAUCCUGAUGACAUAAUCGAGUUCGACAACGAAGACGACUACCAUGAUUAUAUGAGUAACGUAUGGAGCCGGCGCGAAUGGGAGCGGGAGCAGGAGGAGGAAACCGAAUAUUACUAUCAGGCAAUUAGCAGGAUAUGA
Messenger RNA from Fusarium poae, 1602 nucleotides. RefSeq lists its product as uncharacterized. The transcript is spliced from 4 exons. Lineage: Eukaryota; Fungi; Ascomycota; Sordariomycetes; Hypocreales; Nectriaceae. The coding region runs from base 1 to 1602 and encodes 533 amino acids. The record is from RefSeq and is a predicted model, not a curated record.